Molecule: messenger RNA, 1965 nt
Organism: Saprolegnia diclina VS20
Lineage: Eukaryota; Oomycota; Saprolegniomycetes; Saprolegniales; Saprolegniaceae
Exons: 1
Coding region: 1-1836 (611 amino acids)
Biological process (GO): cellular response to unfolded protein; protein refolding
Cellular component (GO): cytoplasm
Molecular function (GO): ATP-dependent protein folding chaperone; misfolded protein binding; ATP binding
Source: RefSeq, a predicted model, not a curated record
AUGUCCUCCAACACACACUGCGUUGCCAUCGACAUUGGCACGUCGAGGGUUCGUGUCGGCGUCUGGCGCAACGGCCGCGUGCAUGUCCUUGCGCUGGACGGCGCCGAGAGUCUUCCCGCGGUCGUAGCCUUUACAGACACACUCACGCUGUUUGGACACCAAGCCAAAGCAUACGCCCAAGACCAUCCAACGAACGUCGUCUCGAACGCCUUGCAGCUUCUUGGUCGCCGUAUGAACGACCCAAUCGUCCAAGCCGCGGUGGCGGGCGCGCCAUUCCGAAUCCGUGCGUCCUCGGACAAGACGCCGCUGAUUUGUGUACAACACCAAAGAAGCGCGUGUACGUACUACCCACAAGAGAUCAUUGCCAUGCUCCUCGAGCACGUCAGAACGUCGGCCGAAUGCCACCUCGGCUCGUGUCUCGACCACGCGGUCGUGACUGUGCCGGCAACGUACACGACCAGUCAGCGCCAAGCCAUCGUGGACGCUGCGACAAUGGCUGGGUGGACUGUCGAUCGACUUUUGAGUGCCACGACGGCAGCCGCCAUCGCCCAAGUCCACGCAACCGGUGCUGACAAACGCAGGUUGCUGGUGGUCGACGCCGGAGCGAGCGCGGUCACAGCCUCGGUCGUGACGGCCGAAUACGAUACGUUUACUGCCCACGCAUCGGCGAGCGACAUGCAUGUCAGUGGCUCGGCAAUGGACGCGCGCCUCGCAGCGUACUGUAUGUCUUCGUGGAGGCCUUCGAUCAUAGGCAACGAUUUCGCCUUCUCUGCGUCAACCAAGCAACGCCUCCUUUCCGCAUGCGAAGCUGCGCGCUGUGCUCUCUCGACGACCAACGAGACGCAGUUGUGCAUCCCGCGGCUGUACCGAGACGAGGAUGUGGCGCUUUCUCUCUCGCGCGAAAAGCUCGACGCUUUGGUCGACCAUCUCAUGGACAAAGUCGUCGUCCUUGUCCGCAAGGUCCUCCAGCAAGCAAAGUGCGUCAAAGAUGAUGUGGAAGAUAUCGUCCUUGUCGGCGGCGUCGCGUCGAUGCCGUACUUGCAGUCGACACUCUCCAACGUAUUUUGUGGCAAAACGGUCGCCUGCUUGGCUACGCCGGCGGUGGUCGCGGGGGCAGCGCUCUACGUCGCCAGUACGACCGCAUCGAGCGACUCCGUCGUCCGUCCCAUUGCCAUCCACGACGCGCUCUUGACUCCUAUUUGGGCGGCCGCCGCCGGCCACCACUGGAGAACAGUGUUCAAUGUUCCCGUGCUCUCUGGCACGGCGACCCACACGUUCCAGUCGAAUGGCAGCGGACCCUUUGUUCUGCUCAUGUACGAGGGUGAUGUCGGCUUCAGCGAUUCGAGCCAUCUCCAGGGCCGGUGGCACAUCGAGACCUUGCGCAGCACCCGGUUCAUUGACGUGGCGUUUGUCAUCGACGAAGGCACGGGCGUUCUCCGCGUCGCCGCAUUCGACAAGAGCACGCAGGAAGGCCUCUCCGUGGUCAACUCUGACAGCGCCACGUCACGACGAAAGCUGCAGCACCUUUGCGCUCAAGCGAUGGCGCGGCAUCACAUAGCGCGACAGAAGGUCCUUUUGGCGCGGGCUAAGGCGGCUGCCAACGACUUUACGUAUUCGCUUCGCAGUACGUGGCACAGCGACGAAGCUUCUCGCCACCGCGUUGGAGACCCAUCGAGAGACGAGCUCGACGAUGCGCUCGCAGCGGCCAUCAAGUGGCUUCUUCUGAACCCAAAUGCAACCAUCGAAGAGUACGACGAUGUCCGCGUCCAGCUGGAGACUGUGAGCCGCCGCGUGUUGGCGCUAGCCGCGGAACCUUCGUGGAUGCUGCCCGAGUAGAAAAACCUGCGGUUGGCAUGUCCCAAUUGUCUUGCAUGGCAUCGUCCAAGCGUCAUGUCAUAUGACAUACCGGGAAGUAGAAUGGUCAAUUCGUCUAGAUAAGUAUAACAUGUAUCCGUACGCAGCUCA